AAAAUUAAAAUAUAAACUCUACAAAACGGUGACCAUUUAUUUGUGAAAAAUUGUAUAAAAGGUGUUAAAACAUGUUAAAUGUGCGUGCUUUGAAAAUAUAAAUAAAGAGGGGACAAUUCGAUCGACGUAUAAUAGAAAAAGAUGCCGCAUGCGUGUGUAGAGUUUGACUGGCCCAGCCAUGUUCGGAUCUAAUCACCUGAUUAUCAGAAAGUAAAUAUUUACGAGAAGUUAGUGCGAAUCGUGCUGUAGCGGUUCGCGUAAUAUGGUUGUUUCCCGACGAUAACGUUCCUUUAAAAUUAUACAUCGUAUCGAUGUAACCGGAUUUCAAACGUCGGCAAAGAGAGAAAAUAUGGGUGUUAACAGUAGCAAAAAAUUGGCUGCCAAGUGUUCCUUCCUAUCAAAAGACGAACAGGUUAUAGUAAGCAACUCAUUUAAAUUUGCUAGUAAAAAUUCCGAAAAAAUUAAAGAAGAUGAACUCACGAAAUUGUGGGGAAGUCAAAUGGAUGCUCGUUUAUCGCAGUACAUUAAUAAUUAUUUAUUUGGAAAAUCGGAUGUUCGAUUACAAACGGUGGAAUUAGAGAAAUUUGCUGAGUUAUAUGUGUUUUGUACCAGGGGGACAGUCGAUGAAAAAUUAAAGGUACUUUUAUCCUCGUUGGGAAAAGAUAUGGAUAGUAAUGUGGAUAUAUCAUAUGUAUUAGUUAAAGAGUACGUUGAAAGUAUAGUUUCAACCUAUAUGCGUAUACAAAAAUUAUCAAACACAAAACAAUUUAAGAGUUGGCAAUCAAGAGGUUGUUUUAUAUCGCCUCAAAAUGUUCAAAGAUUAGCGGAAUGUUUAACGCACGAUUUAGCGAAAGGUGAUCAGAUAAAUCGAAGAGCAUUAGAAUCUUGGUUGCAAGGAGCAACUUUACUGGGACAGCUUCUUAUAUUCGUAUUUAAACACCUUUACAGUAUAUCUCACCGUGAAAAAUUGGUGGGAACUGAGAAAAGUCUUUCAAGCCAGUCGGACGACGUGCCACAGCUCAACGCCGAAAGAGACCGGAGCUUAGUGCCUUUUUGUAAAGGUCUCGACCUGAUUCCGUCUUAUCCGAGUAUUUUGGACAUGAAUCAAAUCGUCUUUAUCAACGCUCAUUUGCCGCAACAGUACCAAUUGGAGUGGCGAUUUUUGUUUUCAUCGGAAAUUCACGGCGAAUCAUUUUCGACUUUAAUAGGUAGAAUAGUUAAUCAAGGACCUUCGGUUCUCAUUCUUGAAGAUCAAAACGGACACAUGUUUGGUGGUUUUGCACCUGCUAAUUGGACAUUGGGACCGAAUUUUUUCGGAGAUGAUAGUAGCUUUUUAUUUACUCUAGUACCAAAAAUGAGAGUGUUUCCCACGACUGGUUACAAUCAACACUUUCAAUAUCUAAAUUUACAUCAACAAACUCUGCCGAACGGAUUGGCGAUGGGUGGUCAACAUGGUUAUUGUGGUAUAUGGUUAGAUGAAGAUUACGGAAAUGGGCACACCAGCGAAUCUUGCACGACAUAUUCUGGUUAUUUUCAAAUGUCGCAUACGAAACAGUUUACUUAUCGCCAUUUAGAAGUUUGGGGGUUAGGCUCCCCACCUCCUACACCUCAAGAAAGGGGAGAACGCGUUGGAAUGAGCGUUUUAGAUGGAAACGUUGAAAGCAAGGCUUUAUUAAAAAUGGCAGGAAGACAGAUGCACAGCGAAGGAGUAAGAGAUCCAACUCCACCUAAUUAAGGCUCAAUUUUUUCCAUUCAAAAUUUUGUGCCAAACUCUCAAAAGGGAACGUUAAUAAAAAGGAUUUUUAAAAACAAAGAUUUUGAAUAGGUAACAAAAGAUAACUAAGGAGGGGGAAAUAGGAAUAUAGCACAAUUUUAAAAGGUAAAACAAAAUAAACACAGAAUUUUUAUAUUAAAUAAUAAGAUAAUUAUUAUUAUACGAUACGUAUUUUGUUAUAUUCAAACAUUUAUGUUUGUUUAUAACUAAAAUCGAUUGUUAUUUGUCAACACGAAAAAGAAUUGCUUAUGUAUAAGUAUUUUCACUUACUCUAUCGCAUUUAUAUACAAAAAAAAUACUUACAGUGAUGAAGAAUGUAUAAUUGAAUGUUAAUAGUGGUCACUAUUAAUGUUUACUUAUAAUUCAAAGAAAUGGAUAUAUUAAAACAACAAAAUUAAAAUAAAAAACUCAUUUUCAAUUUAUAUCUCAAACGUUUCAAGUUCCAUUGAUAUAAAAUACAAAGAGAAAAACGAUAUUUACAAAAUAAAUUCUAGUCAAACCUAACGGUCAUUGAUAAAUUUGUGAUUUAAAUUUUAACAACAAAGAAGCACGAAUAUUCCUAAAUUAUUAUUAACAUAAAAAAAGAAAAUGUUAACUAUAUUAUUAUAGCUCUCAGUAAAUUAUUUAUUGCGUUGUGUUAGAGGUUAAUUAUAUUAUUGUUGUUACCAUCAUUAUUACAUAAUCACAUUAAAGUUAUUAGUUAAGUUAUUUCUAGUCUAUUUGAAUGACGAAAUUAUUUAACUUGGUGAGUUGCUGUUCGUAUAUUUUAAAUAUUUCCGUUAAUUAAAAAAAGAAUAAUAUUUUAUUUUUCAUUCUUGUAUUAUAUUAAUAAGUAUAACAACCUAUAAAAAAUAACAUAGUAACUUUUAUGCAAAAAAUUGUCCAAAGAGCACAACUUCGAUUUUUGUAAAUGGUGCGCUUCAUUCACGUUUUCACGAAAUUAAAUUGAAAAACAAAUCAUUAUAAUAUUUAAACGAGAAUAUAAAUUUAACGCUUAUCUUAUUUAUUGAUGGGUACUAUUGAUUGUUGUCGUUGUUUCUGUUGGCGUACAUUUACGUGAGAGUUUAUUUGAAAGUGUAUUUAUUAUGUGUUUAAAAUAAAACUGACAUGGAAAAAUA
Molecule: messenger RNA, 2892 nt
Organism: Onthophagus taurus
Lineage: Eukaryota; Metazoa; Arthropoda; Insecta; Coleoptera; Scarabaeidae
Source: RefSeq, a predicted model, not a curated record